Messenger RNA from Dibothriocephalus latus, 1431 nucleotides. The record is from the annotation of a GenBank genome assembly. Lineage: Eukaryota; Metazoa; Platyhelminthes; Cestoda; Diphyllobothriidea; Diphyllobothriidae.
AUGGACACUGACUUUUCUUCAACCAUUGACUUUAGAAUAAGAGAAGACUUGGUUAGUUCGAUUGCGAAAUGCCAAAUUCGUGGGUUAGCCCACAGCGCUGCGUGGCUUUCUGAACUUUUAUCGUCAUUGGUCCCCCUGUCGUCUGCUCCUCUCGCUGAACCUACGUUGGCUGAUUUUCUUAUAAAAGAGUACAAUACGCUAAAACCUGGAGAGCAGAUUGUGCUUGCCUUAGCAAAAACAUACUUCGAUACUCAGGAAUAUUCCAGAUGUGCCCACCUACUUUCCUCCCAUAUCGCAAGUCGACAACCGAUUCUGUACUUCUUAUAUGCCUUCGCGCGCUAUAUGGCAGUUGAAAAAAAUAAGACCGACAACGCACUAUCGGAGCGUAAGUAUUGGAAUUGGUCAACUAACUCCGAACCGCCUGAAAACUACGAAAGCUACCGUCGUGCCUUGUCAGAUCUUAAAUCCGAUAUGGAAUAUUUCUUCAUGCCCUCACAGCAAGUUACUGAAAAGAACUUGGAAUCUUUUCUGUCAUCUGGGAUCGACGGAUAUACUGCUUAUGUUUACGCCUUAGUUCGUAACCGUUUGGGUUCUCAAUCGAUGGCUCUCCGUGUCUUGACAUACGUGGUGAAAAAAGAUCCCACCAUGUGGCCGGCAUGGUCUGAAUUAAUAUUACUUUUGAAAGACAGGGAGCAACUGGAUCUUCUCUUUCCGGCUACGGGCUGUGCAACAGACUGGUUGAGUGAAUUCUUCCGUGCAAAGGCUCUCUUGCGCCUUCAGGAGGCUGAGCGUGCUCUGAGUAUUCUGCAGGAACUGGAAUCAAAAGGAUUUCGGAAUAGUUUAAAUUUGCAGGCCGAUAUUGCUGAGGCGUACGACCGUCUGCGGGACUUGGACUCUGCCAUGGAGCGGUUCAAGCAAUUGUUCACCGUGGAUCCGUAUCGGUUGACUGACACUGAUGUGUACUCAAACGUGCUGUUUGUCAAGGGCGAACACAACGAGUUAGCCUAUCUAGCGCGUCGUUGUGCCGAAAUUGACAAGUAUCGGCCGCAGACAUGUUGUGUUUUAGGAAAUUUCUACGGACUCCGUGGCCAACACGACAAGGCUGUUGUUUACUUUCAACGGGCCUUACGAUUGCAACCGCGUUACGCCUUAGUUUGGACUCUGAUUGAUAUCGCUUCCAUCUUUUACGUCUCCAAACUCAAAUUUGCUUUUCAUUUUUCUUUCAUAGGCCACGAGUAUGUCGAGCUGCGACAUCUGAAACUUGCUACCCAUGCCUAUAACCAAGCUAUCAUUCACAACCGCCACGACCAUCGAGCCUGGUAUGGCUUAGGCCAGUUAUACGAAUUUGUCAAGCAGCCAGAACACGCCCUGUACUAUUACAAGUACGUCCCUUCUUUCGUUUUUAUUAUUUUCCGUUAUCGGUCUGGGUAA